Messenger RNA from Aspergillus affinis, 1152 nucleotides. RefSeq lists its product as uncharacterized. The transcript has 5 exons. The record is from RefSeq and is a predicted model, not a curated record. The coding region runs from base 1 to 1152 and encodes 383 amino acids. Lineage: Eukaryota; Fungi; Ascomycota; Eurotiomycetes; Eurotiales; Aspergillaceae.
AUGAAGUCUCGUCGUCUCGUCGAAGGGGAAACAGUCCCCGGAUAUACUCUACCGUUAGCCGAGCAGGUCCGAAGCAUGUCCAAGCAAGUCCAAGCAGGGUGUUUCGAGCCAUGGUCAGUGGAGAAGAAGUACCAGACAGCGAAGGAUGACCGCAGGGAUGGCGCAUCCACGGAAAGGCCGUCAUCGCCUACUCCCGCAGAAGAGGAGAAAGAGUCUGGUCGGCCCUUAUUUGACCUUUCAAUCAUCUCUUCCAUCUCUCAUCUCUGCCUUGUGCAUCUCACUCCGGUUGGAGUCCUCGCUAUCAUGGCCAACCUUUCCUAUGUGUUAAGUCCGGCGCAUGAGCAGAUCACGACGCCAGCUUCGGCCUUUCAAACGGAGAAUGAACUACUAUCUCAGAUCGUCUCGGGCGUGAUCCAAAGAGCUCGUCAUAAAGAGCUGGUCUUUACGGACGUUGAGCCUGCCUGGGGUUCCCAUAUCAUCAAGUCGUUGAAUGUCCACGAGGACGAGGAAAGCGCCUGUUCUCGGUUACACUAUAACUCCGUCACCAAGGUCCUGUGGGUGCGACUUAUGCCCACGGCGAUCCACGCCUGCCAUCAACUCUGGGUACGAAAUGAGAACUACAAGUGGAUGGCGUCCGGCCAGUUGACGCUCGAAGAAUUGAAGAAGUUGCGCACCAAGGUGGGAAUGCCCAUUCGAACGUUCAAACCGCCGUACGACCAAUCGUGUAAAGAACCGGACCUUUUCAUCCGUCCCGGGGCCCAGCGGCUGCCCUCCGUCGUGGUGGAAACUGGAUGGGACGAGGACUAUUCACGUCUGCGGAAUGAUGUCGAUUUGUGGUUGCUCGGUGGGAAACCGUAUGUCAAGGUCGUGAUGUUGCUGAAAUGGACUCGAACCGCCGACUCCAAGGUUGAAGGCUCCAUAGAGGUAUACAGCCGCGACUUGACCGGUCAGCCGGCCAAACGACAGAGCGAGACGGUCUUCCCUGCCGAGACAGAAGACGCGGCGGCAAGUCUUCACCUCACCCGCGGCGAAUUGUUCGGGGAGGUUGACACCCCCGGCAAAGACCCGAACGAUGUGUUCCAGUUGAGUAUCAAAUCCUUGCGUACGGUGGCCCGCAAUGCCCUUCAGAUUAUGAGAUUGAGUCCGGCAUGA